Messenger RNA from Paramuricea clavata, 9341 nucleotides. Lineage: Eukaryota; Metazoa; Cnidaria; Anthozoa; Malacalcyonacea; Plexauridae. The record is from the annotation of a GenBank genome assembly.
GAAUUAUAUUUUGUCUAAAGCAACGCCAGUCUUGGAUGAAUUAACAUUUGAGGACGAAGGUCCUUUCCUGCAAAGGUAAUUCUUGUGCUUGGCGGACUGGCGUAAGUACCGAGCGAACGAUCGAUUGACUGUUUCUUCUUUCCUAGAUACUUACGAGACACGCUGUUUGGUACAGCUGCAUACUUUGACUACAAACCUGCCAUCAAUAAGGCCAAAGGACUGUUUGAAAACUUUACGGCUGAGAUUGAGAGGUAAGUAAGUUCUUCUUUGAAACCUUUCUUUCUGGAUAAUAUAUUCCUGCAGAAUAUAUGGCUACCGAGUGAUUUAACCUCAUGGUUUACGAUUGACUUUCCAUAUAAAUGUCCUGAUUGAAAUCACGUCACAAUAACUUUGGUGCAUAAUUUUGUAUUAGCAUGUUAGUUGUUGUUAGGAGAACGUUUAGAAUUAGGGCUCGAAUGAGGUAUGUUCUGGUAUGUUCAGUAUAGGUAUCAGUAAUCAGUUACCUAUGAACUACGUGAAGCAUUCCUCUUCUGAGUUCCUAACUCAUUUGAAAUUUUCCUAAAUAAUAAUUGCAAAUUUGGAAAACUUUUUGCAAAUCGCUUGAGAGAUGUUCCUAUCGGCUAUUGCAGUAUUCCAAUGCAGAGAAACUUCCUUUUAAAUUUCCCUAACUUCCUGUUUUAAUUUCCUGACGUUCUGUUCUGUUCUGUUCUGUUCUGUUCUGUUCUGUUCUGUUCUGUUCUGUUCUGUUCUGAGCGUUGUCGUUGGUGGAUUGUUUUUGUUAGCCAAUUACAACGAGCAGAACAGGACAAGACGUUAGGAACUUGUGACAGGACUGAAGACAAAAUCCAAAAUAUUUAGCUGUUCGUAUUUGCUAUUCAAGUCCGGUUUUAAUUGUUGGAUGAAAAGAGCAUCUGUGAUUUUGCGUUCCAAAGACCUAAUUAGUUUUCUUUACGAUUUUAACUGAAAAUUUCGGCUCUUGUCCAGGAUGGUAUUCUUCGUAGUGCUUAGAAAAUGCCAUGUUUUUGUAAGCCCCAUUUGGCCGUUGGAUUUUCUGCAGAGCGGUAAUGUUGCUUAUAUAUAUCUAACGAUCAAAGGUCGGCUUGUUUCGCCAAUUAGGAAUAGCUAGAGUGAGAAAUGGCUGUAUUGAUCUUGUGGUUGGUUGUUAAUAUCGAAAUUGACGCAACAAAUUUCUGUCGAUAGUGUACCACCUAACUUCCGAUACGUUGCGUACGAUGCCGGUGUGAGGCUUGGGGCGAGGAAAGAAUGGGAAUUCAUGUGGGGAAAAUAUCAGAAAGAAAUUGUUGCUGAAGAGAAGAAAAAGUUGUUGUUAUCUUUGACAGCCACACGGGAAGCUUGGCUUUUGCAAAGGUUAGUUUAUUUAUGACUGGUCAUUUUAAAUGGUACGCCAAAGAGAUGUGUGAAGUUCAGUAAGUUUUGCUUAUAUUGCUGCAUAAAUAUGGCGUCGAUUUAACAGCAUUUGUAUUUAAAUUGACAAUAUUUAACUAUUAUUUUGCGUUUCUCGCCAGAUACAUUUAAAAAGGUUGCUAAAUGUGUGAACUACAAAAUAAAGCUAAAACGAAGUCAUUUUGAGAGGAACGUCAAAACGAUUUUAGGUUUUGAACACUUUUCAUCGCAAAUACAGUACACAACAUUGAAAAAAAUUGCCUCUUAAUAAACCGAAAUAUAGCCGAAUUUCAUCUGGAGCAUUCCAAUUUUGAGUAAGACCAAAUUAGUGAUGCAUCGAUAUCCAUAUCGGUGUAUCGGCUUCUCAGUAUACUAUUAGUAUAAAAAUAGAAAUUUCGGUAUCAGUAAUUUUGUUGUUGAUUUUACCGAUAUCUAAGGAAACUAGUUAAACGAAUUCUUUACACCUAAAAAUUACGAAAAAUCAAAGUUUUGACUUGAUAUUGGAAUAUCGGUGAAGUUCCAUAUCGAUGCAUCACUGGACCAAAUAUACCUUUACAAGUGUUCAUACGCAUGAAUUAUCUACAUUUAUUAUAUGGCAAGCAUCACUUCCAGUGAAAUGGCGGAAUGUGAUUGGCUGAGAAGCACUUUCAGUGGGCCAUUAUUUCCCGUAAUGGACCGGUGGUCCAUUACGUAAAAACAAACGCAUGCAUUUUGAAAGAAAACAGCAAAAUUAAUUGAAAAUUUGAAAAUGAUAAUUUAAUUUGUUAUUAAUAAGACAUCUGCGAAUGGUUUUAAGUGGAAAGAAAGGAAUACAUUGGUAAUUUUUGUUUUCUUCGAUCAAAUGUGUACUACGCUACUAAUAUGCAUUUCUACUAAUAUGCAUUGUUUGUUUCAAGUAUAAAUGCCUAUAAAUGCCAUAUAAUAAACCUUUUAUUAAUAAAUCUUUAUAUAUAUUUUUAAUAAACCUUUUAUUAAUAAACCUUUUAUUAAUAAACCUUUUAUAAUAAACCUUUUAUUUUCGCUUGCUCGGUACGUACAGAGAAAUAUCGUACCUCGGUCUUUUUUUACAAACCUCGCCCUACGGGCUCGGUCUGUUCAAAAAAUACUUCGGUCCGAUAAUUCUUUGUAAAGACCUUGCGCUCGGUUAAUAAGAAGUUAAUAUGAUAUUUUCUGUGUUUGUGUAAUGUACUCAGGUGAAUAAGAUGCUUGUGAUGUUACUCUGAGUGUAUACCCACACCGGGCAGGCUUGAAAAAUAUGCCUGGCCACGGUGGGAAUCGAACCUACGAACCGUCGAAUCGAACCGUCGUAGGUUCGAUUUGCACCGUGGCCAGGCAUAUUUUUCAAGCCUGCCUGGUGUGGAUAUACACUCAUAACAUCACAAGAACUUAAUAAUUGCGUAUUAAAUUUCAAGGGACCCACAACCGUAGAGACACCCGGUGGGCUAAUGACGCUUAUAUUGAACCAAUGGGGAGAACAGUUUUGAAAAUUUUAGUUUUCAUUUGAGACUGUAUACACUGAUUAACACUAUAAAUUGUUAUAAUCAUUACUGUAACUAUCAAACUUCCCUUUCCAGAUGUUUGGAAUACACUCUGAAUACAAGUCUGAUUAAGUCUCAGGAUGGUGACUCCGUAAUAAGCAGUGUGGCUGGCAACCCGAAUGGUAGAUUGUUAGCCUGGGAUUUCUUUAGAAUUCAUUGGGCAACUUUUAGAAAACGGUGGGUAUGCUGUUUGUUUCAGCACUUUUUUUGAAAAAAUGCUAGUAUAUGGAUCCUAUUGUUUGUUUGUUUGUUUGUUUGUUUGUUUGUUUGUUUGUUUGUUUGUUUGUUUGUUUGUUUGUUUGUUUGUUUGUUUGUUUGUUUGUUUGUUUGUUUGUUCGUUUGUUUGUUUGUUUGUUUGUUUGUUUGUUCACAAAUCCUCAUGUAUGUGUCUUGAUGUUAAAGACUUGUUUAUUAAGUGUUUUAUGCUGUUUCUUGAUAUUAAUUUAGAUACGGUUCCGAGGCAUUUUCGUUCGGUGUUCUUAUCAAAGCUGUCACUACUCAUUUUCAGACUGAAUUCCACUAUAAUGAAGUAAGUUUAAAUAUAUACUACGAUGUCAUUUUUACCUAAUCAAGCUAUACAUAUCCCGCUAUUAUCGUCGAUUUCAGUUCACUUUUCAAGACGCGGUUGCGAAGUUCGUUCCCAAGUUCCCAAUUACGUUUCGAAGUUCGGAAGUUGGGCGGGAACUUCUAAACGAACUUCCGAACUUCGAAAUGAACUUCUCAUACAUCAUUAGAUAUUCAUAGCAUUUCGGCCAAUGACAUGGUUUAAUUUACAUCACGUGUAUCUAUCUGGAUACCCCGUCUAGACCAGGACUUUAAUUACUUCAAGUGGGAAGGGCUUUGGACAAUAGGGAAAUUGAGGCGUAAACAAAAGAUUAUGCAAAUAUAUUUAAUUGCUAUGUUUAGAAUUAUUUCUAAAUACAGUAAGUUGUAUUUAGAAAUUUAUUCUAACUACACUUUAUAGCUAACACUUUUCCUAAACGUUUGAAAACUACAUAAAUAUAGGAAAACCAACUUUUUUACCAACUAUCAUAAUAAACAGCGCUUUAAACACUAUAAUACAGCAACUUACCAGUAAUGUUUACCGUCUAUAAAAUAUAUAUUCACUUCGGCUCUUUCAUUUUCCACCAGAUAGCGCCUUAUCGCACACACAAUCUGAUAUAUCGUUUUUCGGAUCCCCAACCUUGUCAGCCGAGCGACAAUACUGUGCACAAUGCUGUGCUCAACACUUUCUGGUUCUCGAAACCGCUUUUUCUUAUAUUAUAAGAAGAUACCAUGCUCUUUUGCCAACAAAAUUCAUCUAUUCACGACGAAAGCGAACUGAAUGCUUCGUUGCGCUUCAUGCAAACUUUCAAGCGAAUGUAAUCGUUAAUGCCCACGCUCACUUUUUUGAAUAUCUAAUAAUUUCAUGCCUCAUUGCUAUGAAAGUCUAAUGAUGUGUGAGAAGCAAUUUCAAAUCCUCGUUAGUGUUUUAAACUUGGCUUCCAAAUCCCCAGUGCCAUGAACAAUGGCUCGGCUGCGCCUCGCCAUUGUUCAUGGCACUUGUAUUUAGAAACCACGUCUAAAACACUAACUCGGAUUUGAAAUAUUACUUCCGAACUUCGAUUUGAACUUCCAAACCCGAUCGCGCCUAACAUAGUAGGGAUACAUGAGACCGGAACGAAGUCAAACCAGGACCAUUUCGUUUCGGUCAUAGUAUUAUCUAUAAUAGAUGUUUACAUGAGACCGGGACGAAAAUAACUGAGACCGGUCUCAAGUCAUUCCGCCUGCUGAACCGAACCGACUGACUUCAGAUUGGCAUGAAUUCAGACCGGGAUGAAUGUAAACACAAAUACAUUUCAGACGGCGGUCUCGGCUGUAACCUUGACAUUGGAACAACACAUGCUAACAAAAGCCAUCUGAAAAAGAAAAUUGCCUGGCCAGGGGAAUACAUUGAAAAUUUUGUGAUCUUCGUAUCGGUCUCAUGUAAACAUGUUGACAAUUUCAAUUUUCAUUCCGGUUUGACUUCGUCCCGGUCUCAUGUAAACAGGGCCUAAGACGUCAGCCAAAACAAACUUCUUCAAAUAAAUUAAUUAUCUCGGCAAUUCCUUCGUUAUUCAACCACUUCUCUAUAAUUUCCUGCCUGACUUUGUCAGGCAAAGCUUUCCCUUGUGUCGUAUACGAAUUCGACAUGAUAGGGACCUUAAGCAAACGGGACGGCGAAGCGUUUUAGGACGGCUAUUCAUGCAAUGAUAGUCCUGAUCUCGUACAAAAGAAAUGAAUAAUUAAAAGUCCCACGGGAGUUAGAGACGUCUUGUGUACAACGCAAACAUGUCAAGACGCGACAAGUGAAACUACAAAUUUGCUCAGCAGUAGCGUUUUUAACCAUAAAGUCUUUGUUUUAAUCUCUUCAAACUCAACUCAAUUCAUAUAUACAUGCAGUGGAUAAUACACAACAACUCUUCUUCGCAAUAAUUAAUUAAUUUAUUUGAAGAAGUUUGUUUUGGCUGACAUCUUAGGCAGCGUUUACACUGUACCGUUUUCGUAGCGUUCUCGUAUUGUUCGAGAGAACUAGACUAUUGUCUUGCGUUCCCUUGAGGAUUAAGAACACUGAUACGAGAACGCUACGAAAACGGUACAGUGUAAACGCUGCCUUAGGCCCCGUUUACAUGAGACCGGGACGAAGUCAAACCGGAAUGAAAAUUGAAAUUGUCAACAUGUUUACAUGAGUAGACCGAUACGAAGAUCACAAAAUAGUCAAUUUAUUCCCCUUGCCAGGCAAUUUUCUUUUUCAGAUGGCUUUUGUUAGCAUGUGUUGUUCCAAUGUCAAGGUUACAGCCGAGACCGCCGUCUGAAAUGUAUUUGUGUUUACAUUCAUCCGGUCUGAAUUCAUGCCAGUCUGAAGUCAGUCGGUUCGGUUCAGCAGGCGGAAUGACUUGACACCGGUCUCAGUUAUUUUCAUCCCGGUCUCAUGUAAACAUCUAUUAUAGAUAAUACUAUGACCGAAACGAAAUGGUCCUGGUUUGACUUCGUUCCGGUCUCAUGUAUCCCUACUAUGUUAGGCGCGAUCGGGUUUGGAAGUUCAAAUCGAAGUUCGGAAGUUCAUUUCGAAGUUCGGAAGUUCGUUUCGAAGUUCCCGCCCAACUUCCGAACUUCGAAACGUAAUUGGGAACUUGGGAACGAACUUCGCAACCGCGUCUUGAAAAGUGAACUGAAAUCGACGAUAAUACUGUCCUAGGGUAAGGGUUAGGUUUAGGUUAGGUUUGCAUAUAUAGUAUAAUUGCAGUACAUGUCAACCUUGAAAGAGUUCGAAAUAUUCACACCGAAUCUUUGGACCUUCAGUGACAGUGGCUCGCAGGGCUGCAGGUUAGAUUCCUGCAAGAGGCAGAGAGUUCGAUUCCUACAAGUCCCUUCAACAAUUAGUUAUAUUGAAUGAGAUGCCUAACCUCCUGAUAUGUACCCAUACAUCGUUCAUUGGCAUCAUCUUAGUAUUUAUUCAUGUACUUGUGGUUAGAGCUCGACAACUGGACUCUGUAGCUCAGUUGGUUAGAGCGCUGCUCUGGAAUCGCAGGUUCAAUUUCUGCUCUAAUAUAAAUGUAUAAAAAUUCACUCGAAUUUUCCAUAAUCUCCAAAUCUCUUCAUAAUAUCAAAUUACAUUUUUUGUUUGUUUUAUUUGUUCUUCUAGAUUAUUACAAAAUUAAAUAAGUUUUGUCUGACGUUUCGGUUUCCUACACGAAAACCAUCGAAUAGCCUGCUUGCCGCCUGGAGGGGGGGGGGGAUAAUCCCCCCCUCGCUUUGCUGCUCUGCGUGCUUCAAUACUUACCUCUGUCAUGCGCCUUGCCGGAAAUGUAUGGAACGUUUUGAAUAUCUCUCAACCAGUGGACAUUCUAUUACAUGGUUCAAGAAAUCUAAGUUUUGAAGUAAAUGCUGCAAUUUUCUCUGAAAUGAUUAUCCCCCCUUGGAAAUUCCAGGUGGCAAGCAGGCUAGCCAUUAGAGUAUUAAACUUGCCCCAAGUCUUUCUCGAAUGGGUUUUGAUAGGGUAUAUCCAGUUUAUUAUGAGAUCAGUUUUGAACUUGAAACGGAGAUCUCAUAAUAAACUGGAUAUACCCUAUCAAAACCCAUUCGAGAGAGACUUGGGGCAAGUCUAGCUAGCCAUCGCAACGUUAGAUAAAACUUAUUUAAUUUUGUAGUAAUCUAGAAGAACAAAUAAAACAAACAAAAAAUGAAUGAACUUGGAUUCAAACCUUUUAUCAAAUUACAUACUGUCGUGACAACAUAAGAUCGCAUCCCUCAGCAGGUUGCUUGUAACUUCGGGCUUUAAUAUUGCAAUUGCCUGAAUAUUUCUUUUCUAGGUGAAAGCGUUCUUCGAAGCCAAUCCAGAUGUUGGUUCAGCAGCGCGAAGUCUUCAACAAGCGUAUGAAGGCAUCCGAUUAAAUAUCCGAUGGGUUAAAGAGCAUGAACACGAGGUUGUGGAAUGGCUAAAGAAACAUCAGCCUCCAUCCUCCUGAAUUGCCUACAAUAACGAAUGUGAUAAGUGAAAUGAAAUUAUUAAAUUAAAAUGCACAAGAUUAUGAUUAAAGGGUUGGGCAAUGAAACUCAAGUCUGUUUACACAGAUAUGGAACUCGUUAAACGGUAAAAUAAGUCAUUCACAAUCUUUUUCGUUCUCGAAAUAUUUCAGGUUAAAAAAUAUUUUCAAAGAUGGCAGCCACGCCAAAGUCAUCAAGCUCACUGUUCAAAAUAGAUCAUAGUCUAUAUCGAUGAUUCCAUUGACUAAUUUGAGACUGUCAAAAAGUUUACCCAGCUUGUAACUUCAUCUUAUUUACAUAUGAAAUAAACUGAAAUAUCUUCUAACCAAAGAAAGAUUUAAAAAUUUUGUAAGAUGACUUACGCCUGUAUUCUAAAAGCUCACUCACACUCAUUGAGUGGAGGUUCAAUCUGAGCUUCUCUUGAGUGUCAAUGCUGUUUUUGAAUAGCUGGAGGGUGAGUAGUCACCGAGUAAGGUAUGACACUAGCCCUCCAGCUAUUCAAAAACAACAUUGACACUCAAGAGAAGCUCAGAUUGAACCUUCACUCAUUGAGUAUGAGUGUGAGUGAGCUUUUAGAAUACGGGCGUUAUUCUACAUUUUAAGGAUUUCUUUCUGUCUAAACAAUGUCACAUAUUUAAUUUUUGUUGCCCUGCAUGCCCUGUAAAGGCUGCUUUCUAAUUAGGCGUUUUUAUACGUGCGUACACGCAUGGAAAAGUUUAAACCAUUUAAAAGUUUCUUAUGAAAUAAUUAAAUGAAUAAAGGCGCAGUAUUCAGUUUUAUGUUUGAUUUAAAGUAUAUUUGUUGCGGUAAUUAGUACUUAUAUAAAAUUUAGAAUAAAAGAAUACCGAAUGGUUUUCCGUAUGCAGGAUUGCGUGAUCCAUGCACGGAGGGAUGUCGCGAGACUUUCGGAAAGCGUAAAAAUACUCGAGCCGCAGGCGAGUGUAUUUUUACGCUUUCCGAAAGUCGAGCAACAUCCCAAGUGCAUGGAUCACGCUAUCCUGCUUGGAAAACCAUUUGGUAAUUGUUUUAUAAAAUAACUACAGUGAAACAAUGACUUUUUGAAAAUCCUGCGAAGGCAUUUUUGAAUUCCUCGUGCACGAUAGCCGAUCCUGCACGGCUAUUGACCAAUCAAAUUGCGUGUUUCACUGUAGUUAUAAAAUAAAGAUUUAUACAUUUCCAUGUGUAUACGUACGUAUAUGAAAAAUUAACUGGAGAGCAGCCUUCAGAAUGUACUUCUUUGGCAUUUUCUCUGGAACAGUGUAAAAAGCGUUUGUAUGAUAUCAACUUGUUUCCCAGCUCAAAAAUCAAAAUGUUUCUGUUUGCAUCUUUUACCAACUUUUUAUCAUAAGCAGUUGAAUAACCGGCUUUUACUUUGAAAAUGUAAUAUUUAACCAUGUAAUAUUUAUGCAUGAGUCAAUGUAAACCCGGACCCCCCCCCCCUGCCGGGACAAAGUGGGGGUUAAUAGGGGAUUGGUAGGGGUUUAGAUCAGGAAACACUCCCAAGAGGGUGGGGGAUUUGAAGCUUUUAGAAUUUAUUUAUCCCCAGGGUAUGGGGAUUAGGUAGGGAUUAGUAAUGAGCCAGUUGUCGAUUUUUCAGCGGUUGUUCAUCACAAGUGGCGUUUUAACAUCUAGCGCUUAUUAUCUUUGCUUUGUGUGCUUUUGAACAUUUGCAGGUACUAUUGUUCCCAGUAAACUGCAAAACGACCGUUUCUUUAGGCAGUUUGUCAGUGACAGUUUUGUCAAUUACCGGUACGUUGGACAUAUUUGUGUACCUCGUGAUCACAAUUCGUUGCAAGCGGCGUGUGAAAAACUGCAAGUUUCAGUUUGACAGUUCUGGCAGAUAAAUGGUUUCUAAUUUUAUUGUCCAAUUAGGUGCGUAGUUUUGAUUUAAAG